AUGGCAAAAAAAUCACUGAGACGCCCUGUGCGAUAUGAAAGAGGGCAAUCGGGCUGCAUGUGGGGUUUAAUGAGUAUGUUUGAUUUCCGCCAUGGUCGAUCAACGCAGAAGCUGAUUUCAGAUAGGAGGCGUGGGACCAGGCAUGCUGUUGGUACUGGAACUCCUAAGAAUAAGCUUAACAAUCGUAAUGAAAAUCAUCAAGGCACGAUUGAUGGUGAAGAGAGCAGAAAAGCAACAGAUGAUAUCAAUAAGCCGAGUGUGAAAAAGCUCAUAGAAGAAGAGAUGUUCAGUGAACAAGACAUAAAUAAGGAAAUAAACAAUCCUCAAGUAGAACCAAAACAGUCCAAUUCAGAAACUGGAGACCACAAAACGAAGAACCACAAAAGAAGAAAAAGUCAAACAAAAAGUUGUGAUAUACACAUAGAGGAUCUUGAUGUUGCUGAAAGCUUGGAAUCUGAACAGCCUUGCCUUCAUAAUUUAGAGAAGCAAUCUACAAACAGUCUUGAUAUAGGUGAAAUAUUGGAAGAUUUCUGCUGCCAGAUCCAUCAGAAAAGCAUAGGUUAUGUGGAGCAUGACCAGCAUGAUGAAGUUCAUCAUCAGCAGAACCAUAAGAAUCCCGACUUCAAAGAGAAAUUGAGUGAGGCAAUAAAACUCAUAAAUGAGAAACUUAUUAACAGGAAAAAUGUCACUGAAGAUGGGGACCUCAGCCCAUCCAAAGAACUGAGGGAUGCACUUCAGAUUCUUACUUCUGAUGAGGAAUUGUUUCUAAAACUCGUACAAGGUCCAAAGUCCAUAAUGGUGAAGCAUGUUCAAAGCUUGUGGAAUGCUCAGGUAGAGAAAGAUGAAGACUCCAAGUCACUUGGUGAAUCUAAGUUGCCGGAACAGGGGCUUCUUGACUUCAGACAUUCUGAUGAGGCUAUCCAUGGUAAGCAGCACAAAUUUUUCAGAAGAAAAACCAAAUCUCUGGAAAAGAACCCAUCAAAGGAAAAUAAGGCAUCUCAAGCUUCAAAUAGAAUUGUUAUAUUAAAGCCUGGCCCGACAAGCUUGCUACUUCCUGAAAAUGAAAGCAGUAUUGGUUCAUCGCCAGAAUCUCAAUUCAUCAACAGAAACAAGGGACUAAAUGCGAGAUCUGGUUCCCACUUUUCUCUGACUGAAAUUAAAAGAAAGUUGAAAAAUGCAAUGGGAAGAGAAAAGCAGGAAACCUCUUCUGAUGGGACCUCAAAGAGAUUUGCUGACAAACAAAAGGCUGUGGGAAAUAGUGAGAAAGGAUUCAAGGAGAACCUUGGAAGGAAUUCUCCAAGUAAAGACCAUUUCUUUAUUGAAAAAAUUGCUAGACCUCCCUUAAGUGGCAAAAUGAGAGAGAAAACUGGCAAGUUGAAAGAAUCUGAAAUAAGCACGGAACAUGAAGUUGCUAUAUAUCCCAAGCAACGGGCAUCUAACAUCUACAUUGAGGCCAAGAAACAUCUCUCUGAGCUGCUGAGCACUGGCCAGGGGGAUGUGGAUUUUUCAAGUGGACAGGUUCCGAAAACCCUUGGCAGGAUUCUCUCCCUUCCUGAGUACAAUUUUUCGCCACUUGGUAGUCCAGGAAGAGAUUGGGAGCAAGGCUUUCUGACAGCACAGAUGAGAUUUUCUGCCAAUGACAAAUUUCAGAAACAUGAAACCAAUGUCAGCCAUUUAGGUCGAACAGCAUUAAACUCAGAGCCUCAGUCAUCUGUUUUCAUUGACAGCGUCAGGGAUGAAAAACAAGCUUCUUCAAACCCAAAUGCAAAUGCCUCAAAUGAACUUCAUGAUAAAGAAGAGAAAACCUUGUGCUCUAUUGGAGAUGAGAUGCCUUCUGAAGGUGAUGUGGAGGUUGUAAAAGAUACUGAAAUUGCAAUUGAAGAAGAGAGCAAUUUCUUAGAUACUCUCUCUGAACCAAGUCGCUCUCCUCUCUCUGAAGAUCACCAAAAUGGUGAUAUGUUUGAAGUUUGUGAUACGAAAGAAAAUUCGGAAUGCUUGGAACAAGACUCAUUUGAGGAAAAUGAACCUCUAUCUUCUUCACUAACAUCUCCAUCAACCUCUUCAAACACCAAAAAACUUAACUGUCUAGAGAGUACUUCUGAGAUACCAGAGCGGCCUAGUCCUAUAUCUGUUCUUGAGCCACUUUUCACAGAGGAGGACAUCAGCCCAGCAAGCAGCAGACUUGAACCUGUUGAACUACCAGUGCAACCCUUGAGAAUUCAAUUUGAAGAAUAUGAAUCUUCAGCUGCAGAUCAAAACAUCCCUCUGAAAGCUUCUAUAGACGACAAGGAAUCAGUAUUUGAGUACGUAAAAGCAGUGCUUCAGGCCUCUGGCAUGAAGUGGGAUGAAUUUUAUAUGAGGUCACAUUCUUCAGAACAGCUUCUUGACCCAUCAAUAUUUUUUGAGAUAGAAUUCUUUUCCAACCAGCUUUGUUGUGACAAGAAGCUUCUCUUUGAUUCUAUUAACGAAGUUCUCCUGGAGGUAUAUGGGCGGUAUUUUGGUUGCUUCCCUGGGUUAUCAUGUGUAAAAUCUACCAUCCGGCCUGUCCCAGACAUGAAAAAUGGCAUUUAUGAGGUUUGGGAAGUUGUCUCUUGGCAUCUUCUCCCAUUGCCAAUGCCUCGUACCUUGGAUCAGCUCGUCAAGAAAGAUAUGGCUAAAACUGGAACGUGGAUGGACCUUCGAUAUGAUGUUGAAACUAUCCUUGUUGAAAUUGGUGAAGCCAUUUUUGAAGAUUUGAUGGAAGAAGCCAUCUUCGGAGAUCUAAUGGAAGUUAAUUUAUUCAUCUGUGUAAAUGAAAGUUCAGAAGGUGGAAAUCGCUCUAUUCCAUCUGAGUUGAAGGAAAAUGAGAGCAAUCCGGACUCCUAG
Dovyalis caffra is the source of this 2865-nucleotide messenger RNA. Lineage: Eukaryota; Viridiplantae; Streptophyta; Magnoliopsida; Malpighiales; Salicaceae. The record is from the annotation of a GenBank genome assembly.